Molecule: messenger RNA, 297 nt
Organism: Penicillium cinerascens
Lineage: Eukaryota; Fungi; Ascomycota; Eurotiomycetes; Eurotiales; Aspergillaceae
Product: ATPase P-type K/Mg/Cd/Cu/Zn/Na/Ca/Na/H-transporter
Exons: 1
Coding region: 1-297 (98 amino acids)
Source: RefSeq, a predicted model, not a curated record
AUGGUGGACCAAGAGGCCUUAGAAUCGGUAUUAAGCACCCCUGAUGAUGACGAGGACAAGGGAUUUGUUCGUCUAGUUCAAGUGGGAUGGGAGCCGGAGGAGCUAGAUAAGGAUGAGUUUAGGGAACGCAAUGGAGCCGAUCUAGAGGAGGAGCCACUGGAGGGGUGUACCGAACAUAAUGUGGGUUGGAUGAAUGUGCGCUACCGUGGUGUAGAGGUGUUAUUCGUCUAUAUGACUGAUUCUAUUCUCUGGGAUAUGUAUUAUUCUCGAUAUUCGGAAAUUCAGAAACUGCGGUAG